This is a messenger RNA of Actinia tenebrosa (Australian red waratah sea anemone), 1872 nucleotides long. RefSeq lists its product as uncharacterized. Gene Ontology annotation, biological process: transcription by RNA polymerase II. Gene Ontology annotation, cellular component: nucleus; negative cofactor 2 complex. The record is from RefSeq and is a predicted model, not a curated record. Gene Ontology annotation, molecular function: RNA polymerase II general transcription initiation factor activity; protein heterodimerization activity; core promoter sequence-specific DNA binding. NCBI's taxonomy places the organism in Eukaryota, Metazoa, Cnidaria, Anthozoa, Actiniaria, Actiniidae.
UUGUACGAGAAGGCAAAACACUCAACAAAAAUCCAAAAUGCCGACGAAAAAGAAAAAAUUCAACGCUCGUUUUCCACCGGCUCGUAUAAAGAAAAUCAUGCAAACAGACGAUGAUGUUGGGAAAGUAGCAGCACCAGUUCCCGUCAUUAUUUCCAAAGCACUUGAAAUGUUCAUGCAGACGUUGGUAGAAAAAGCUUGUCUAUAUACUCAAUCUCGUAACGCAAAAACCCUAACUACUGCUCAUAUCAAAAAGUGUAUCAACUCUGAGCAACAGUUUGAUUUUCUCAAAGAUUUGGUUGAAAAAAUACCAGAUUUGCCUGAGAAUGAAGAGGAAGUUGAGGGAGAACCUAAACCAAAACGGAGAAAACAGCAACCUUCAAAUAAAGAGAAAGACAGACCAAAAAGAAAAAGAAAAAAUAAAAAGGAAGAGGAAAGAAUAGAUAUGUCUGAUGAUUCUGACGAUGAUCAAGAGGAAGAAGAACCGGACACGGACGAAGAUGUGUCUGGGUCUUCAGAAAGUCACAGUAACCAUGGAAAUAUCCAUACAAAUAAUAUUUCUGUAUCUUCCAAUUAUGCCUCAUCUGCUGGACCGGCAUCCAAACGUCCAAAUCUCCCAGUAAUCACUGUUACCAAACCUGAGACUGACAAUGACGACAUUUUUGAUUCCCUACCUUCAACAUACAAGCCGACAUUAAAUAACAUAUCAACAUCGUGCCAGUCUAUAGAAGAAGAGGAUGAUGACUAUGAUUCAUGAAAAGAGUGGCUCUUUUCAAUUUGUUAAUUUUACUUGUUGGUUAGAUACCUCUUUGUAUAGUGGGAAACAGAAUAUAUCUCUUCUGGCUUGACUAAAAUCGUGAGCUAUUUUUACACAUAUAUCUGUUCAAUAGUCUUUCAUUAUAUCAAGGCUUUCUGUAAUGAAACUACAAAUAUACCAAGAUAUUCAAUACAACUUAACAAUUUUAUUGUGAAAGACCGUCACGAGAUUGGAUAUUCAUUUGAAUCCAAUAUGGUAGCCAGAACAAGGUUUUUAAGAUACUGUACUGACAGAUUAAAUGUUUAUAUGCACAUAGCCUUGAUGCCAGGUCUAUCUUGGUUUUUGAUAAGCUCAGAAGUGUUCCAGUAUUAUGUUUCCCACUCAUACAAUCUUAUGAUGUGACCACAUGAUUUGCAUGAGGUCUGUGUAACAAUGAACAUACUUUCUGUUUUGACAAAUGUUGAACAUUUUUUAUUUGUACUGAUUUUGUUCUUUUAUACUGGAACUGAUGAAUAAUGAAAAUGGUGUUUUAGACUUGACUUUUGACCACUUACUAAUAGUAACUUUACCAGCAUGUUAUUGACAUCUUACCAACCACUUUACAAUCACUUAGUGACACCCUACCAACCACUUACCAAUGCCUUAAUGACACCUCACCAACCACUUACCAACACAUUGAUACCUUACCAAAACCUUAUUGGCACACCUUAACAACCACUUAACAACCAUUUAAUUACACCCUACCAACAUGUUAACUAUUGACACCUUACCAACCACUUAACACAACCUUAUGACACCUUACCAACACCUUAUUGACACCUUACCAACUGCUUACCAACACCUUAUUGACACCUUACCAACCACUUAACACAACCUUAUGACACCUUACCAACACCUUAUUCACACUUAACCAACUGCUUACCAACACCUUAUUGACACCUUACCAAACCCGGAUUGUUCAAUUAAGCAGGCUCUAUGUGUAUCAAAAUGAUUUAUGUACAUUUUUAAAUUGCAUAAAAGUAGAAAACCAAGUGAUCUAGAUUGUAGAAUGUAUAUUGCUUUUUCACUACCGUUUGUACAGACGUUUCAAAAAUAAACUUAUUAUUUUUAAACAAAAA